GGUGAAUUGGUGUGUGGUCUCUGAAGAGGGGAAGUUUCCUUUGUUUCGUUUUCACUCGAAAGUCCCAAACAACCCUCUUUUUUGAUGGCUCAGCAGUUUCAGGUGCUGAGAUGCUGUUCCUGUAAUAUCUUCCAAGUGCAGCAGGUUAAAAAAAGCAAAAAAUGGAACUGCAAAAUAUGUGAUGAAAAGCAGUCAAUUCUAAGGGUUUUUGGUCAGGGCUCUGGGGCUGAUUGCAGACACCACGUACAGAAGCUAAAUUUGCUGCAAGGAGAACAGGAUCAGUCAUCUGCAGGCAAACUUAGGUGUAAAGAAGAAUCAGGGCAAAUAAGUGAUGAGAAUAUGGCUGCUAACAUCAAGGAAAAAACAGGCUGGCAGGAUAUGAGACAUUUAGCCAUGGUUAAUGUAAAAAGCUGUAGAGAUGAUUUAUCUGACAGUAUAAUUCCUGUGACUGAAGACUAUGUGCUACGAAGAAAUAAUCAACAGCCAGAAUCAAAACUAACUGGACUUUCAAAAUGGAAUAAAUUCCUUUUAUCUGACAAGAGUUAUAAUAUUGACACAACAGGUGGAAGGCAAAGGACAUCAGACAAAACACCUGCUGCAGGCACAAGUGAUGAAAGAGCCACCACUUCUGGUGGUGGGUGUGGUAGCUGGCAUCUCAAACCACAACAGAAUGUAUUAACCUGCUUUGACAGAGCAAAAGAGGUUUCCAUCUCUGAUCACCUUGGGAAAAUCAACAAAUACUCUACAGGUUUGGCUACUUGUCCAGAUAAGGCACAACCUGCAGAAUUUACCACUUCUUCAGGGUUCUCUGCUCCUGUUAAAUCAAACAGCCUUUAUGGAAGCCUUUUUUCCACAGAAGAGGAUUUUGAUGAUGAUAUUUAAGGCUCUACAUUGGGAUCUGCUGAUUUUCCAGUUAGAUGGUUUAAAAUAAUAGCAAUAUGGCCUGCAUUUAAAAUUACUCAGUGUUGAAUAAUGAAGUGGAUUAUAUUCUGGUCAUAUUAUUUUAGGCUUUAAUGAUUUGUGGAACUAUGCUGUAUGCCAAAAUUAUCAAAAAUAUUGUUAAUGGGUCUGCUAUUAUUGAUACAAGAGGCAUGGAAAACAUUUCAAAGGCUUUCUACAAAAAUCAACUUUUGGGACAGGUGAUAGCUUAGAAAAGCUAACACUAUUAUUGGUAUCUAUUUUCUUUAAUAAAUUGAUAUACCUGUAAUUAAACAAAUUUCUUAUAACUAAAAUAAAA
Molecule: messenger RNA, 1237 nt
Organism: Crotalus tigris (Tiger rattlesnake)
Lineage: Eukaryota; Metazoa; Chordata; Lepidosauria; Squamata; Viperidae
Gene: MRNIP
Product: MRN complex interacting protein
Exons: 5
Coding region: 85-882 (265 amino acids)
Biological process (GO): mitotic G2 DNA damage checkpoint signaling
Cellular component (GO): nucleus
Molecular function (GO): chromatin binding
Source: RefSeq, a predicted model, not a curated record